CGUUUACAUUAUGAUUUUCUUUUGAAGCAGUGAUUUAUGGUGUUCAGUAGCUUUUUGUUUUUCCAAUAGUACACACACAACGAAAUUACCAGCAGUUGGACCUCACUUACUUUGUCAAAUUGCCAACUACAUCUUCUCCCAACCAAUUCUUGAUAACAAAAGGCGCUAUAUUAUUUGCUCAUCUUUCAUUUCAAAACUCCCCUGCUGCCUGACCGAGCCACCAACAUCCAUUAACGAUGAUCUUACUGCACUUCCUUCUCUUCUUUGUUCUCUAUAUCCUCACCAAUCAUUUCUUCAACAAGAUCAGAAAUCACCCACCAAGCCCGUUUCCAACUCUCCCACUGCUAGGUCAUCUCCACCUUCUUAAAAAACCUCUCCAUCGCUCCCUUUCCACCUUAUCCAACCGCUACGGCCCCGUCCUUCUCCUCCAAUUCGGUUACCGCCGCGUUCUUGUAGUCUCCUCCCCGUCCGCCGCCGAAGAGUGUCUCACAAAAUGCGACACGGUUUUCGCCAACCGUCCCCGCCUUCUUGCCGGAAAACACAUAGGUUACAACUACACCAGUCUCGCUUGGGCACCCUAUGGUGACCUCUGGCGUAACCUACGUAAAGUGUCGGCUCUUGAAAUCCUAUCAUCUCAUCGUCUACAGCUGUUGUCUAGCAUUCGUCGUGAUGAGGUUAAGUUGCUGAUUCAGCGUUUGUUUAGAAAUAAUAAAGAUUGUCGCGAGAAGGUUGAUAUGAAAUCAGCUUUCUUCGAGCUUAUGUUAAACGUGAUGAUGAGGAUGAUAGCUGGGAAGAGGUAUUAUGGUGAGAAUGUGGAACAAGUGGAGGAGGCAAAAAGGUUUCGGGAGAUUGUGAGAGAGACGUUCUUAGCGGCGGGGACAUCUAAUAUGGGGGACUUUCUGCCGUUGGUUGCGGUGGUCGGAGGUCAAGAGAAGAGGCUUAAGGAAUUGGGCAAAAGGAGAGAUGGCUUUAUUCAAGAUCUGAUCGAUGAACACAGAAAAAGAAUGGCUGCUUGUUCGUCUGAAGAGAGAAACAAGACAAUGAUUGAGGUGUUGCUGUCGCUUCAAGAAUCGGAACCUGAGUACUACACGGAUGAAACUAUCAAAAGUCUUAUGCUGGUCCUACUGGCAGCAGGAACUGAUACUUCAGCAGCAACCAUGGAAUGGGCAAUGUCACUUCUAGUAAACAAUCCUGAAGCUUUAAAGAAAGCACAGACUGAAAUCGAUAGUGUCAUUGGACAUGAUCGCCUAAUCAACGAAUCCGAUACAUCGAAGCUUCCCUAUCUUAACUGCAUCAUAAAUGAAGUAAUGAGAAUGUACCCAGCAGGUCCAUUGCUGGUUCCUCACGAGUCAUCGGAGGAGUGUUUUAUAGGAGGCUAUCGCGUACCUGCCGGAACAAUGUUGCUAGUGAACCUGUGGAGCAUACAGAAUGAUCCUCGAGUUUGGGAGGAACCAAGAAACUUUAAGCCGGAAAGGUUUGAAGGGUGUGAAGGAGUGAGAGAUGGGUUCAGGUUGAUGCCUUUUGGGUCAGGAAGGAGGAGCUGUCCUGGAGAAGGCUUGGCCUUGCGCAUGGUUGGUUUGGGGAUAGGUACAUUACUUCAGUGCUUUGACUGGGAGAGGGUUGGCAAGGAAAUGAUAGACAUGACUGAAGGUGUUGGACUCACCAUGCCCAAGGCUCAACCCUUGGUUGUUCAGUGUAGCCCACGUCCAUCUAUGGUGAACCUGCUUUCUCAACUAUGAAUUAAUUUGUUACACCAGUGCAGUAUUAUGGCCUACAAACAUUCCUAUAUAUAUAUAUACAUCUCUAAUAUCAAUAUGAAAAACAACAAAAAAAUCUUCCCUAAUGCACGCCCUUCUUAUGUCA
Ricinus communis (castor bean) is the source of this 1863-nucleotide messenger RNA. RefSeq names its product cytochrome P450 81Q32. Gene Ontology annotation, molecular function: monooxygenase activity; oxidoreductase activity, acting on paired donors, with incorporation or reduction of molecular oxygen; heme binding. The transcript has 2 exons. Bases 237 to 1739 code for a protein of 500 amino acids. NCBI's taxonomy places the organism in Eukaryota, Viridiplantae, Streptophyta, Magnoliopsida, Malpighiales, Euphorbiaceae. The record is from RefSeq and is a predicted model, not a curated record.